AUGGAUUUAAAAAGUUUAUUAUUAUCUAUAUAUCAAUGUAACAGCAAUGUAUUAGAACUAUCACAAUCUAAACAGAUUGUAAAUACAAUCGUUCAAAUGAUAUUGAUAUCAGUUCAGCAAGAUAAAUCAUUAUUAUUGAAUGAAAUAGUUGAUACAUUAAAACAACAACUUGAUAUUAGUGGUAGUAAUACUAUUAAUAAUAGAGAUGAUUAUAUAUUAUUUUUAUUUAUAUUAUUAUCUGAAAUUGUAUCAUUAAAUCAGUCAUCAUCACCUACUACUACAAAAACACCAUUAUUCAUAAUAGAUAUCUGUAAUAGAAUAGUUAAUCAUUUCAUUGAACAAUCAUCUAAAUCGGAGGAAAAGAUCGGUCAGCUCGAUGAAAAAGUAUCGCUACUCUCCAGAUUGGUCGUUAGUAUGUCGGUUGUCUCUGGUGGAGAAGGUGAAUCAUCAGUGAUAUCUUCUUCAUUGUUGGAUGUUAUUCUAAAGGAUACCACUAGUAGUAAUACUUCAGAUGACGAUAUGACAGUUGGUAAUAGAUUCCUACAACGCUACAGUUUGAAUCUACUGAAUGAACUGUUACAAUCAAAGUCAACAUACCAAUUGCUAUCAACAGAGUUUCUCGAUCUGGUGUUAAACAAAAAGUUGUUUUUCAACAUUAAAUCACACAAUUCACUCAUACGUAGUCAUUCUUUUAAUGCCAUAGAAACAAUUAUAUCCUCACCAUCAUUACAACAACAACAGCAGCAGCAGCAAUCAAAAUGGUUAGAACAACUUUACAAUUCAAUAUUACAACAACAAUCUGAUGUCAAUGAAAGAUUGAAGCUAUUCUUUAGAUUUCACAAGUUAUUUAUCAGUUCUUUAGUACCAACAGUACCAACAUCUAAACAAUCAAAACAACAACAACAACAACAACAACAACAACAACAAUCUAAAUUACAACAACAACCAAUAGAUACAUUUAAUAUUCUUUCUAAAUCAGAAUUCUUUGAUGUUCUAUUCAUUAGUUUAAUAGAUACUGAUAAUGUACCGAGAAAACAAUCACUUCAUCUGUUAAAGACAUUCAUUUCAUUGCCAGCUAGCUGUUGGCAACAGCUACUACCGUUCAAUCCAAAACAAUGGACACUCUAUUUCUCGAUUUACGAAGCGUUCAACGAGACAAAGUCACAUCUUUUCAGACCUGUGUGGUCGCAACUCCCAAGAUUGAUCAGUGCCAGCACUUCUUUCGCCAGCGUAUCUGACUAUCGUCAAAGUAGUUUCUGGAUUCUUGUAUUGUUGCACCGUGGUUUCACCCAUAUCAAUCCAAACAUUAGACGUCGUGUCAUUGUAGAUCUCCUGACUGGCUAUUCUUUAGACUUGGCAGAGUCCAUCUCCUCCGCAUCCAGCUCGAUGCAACUAUCCACCUUGUUGUCUCCACUGCUCAGAUCCAUCGAUACACCCGACUUUGUCGUUCAACAACACGUUAUCGAUAGUACACAACAACUUACACCUUCAGCAUUAAGAAAGCGAGAACUUUUCGAUUUGCUAACAACCUUCUUGGAGAAGACAAUGAAGCUCAAUAGCAACAACGGUAGUCUAUUCAUUGAUAAUAUACUUGGUUUGGUUGUAUCAUCGAUGAAUGACACCAAUGGAGUAAUUAUGAUGUUGGAAGUAUUGAUUUCUCUUGUUAAAUCCAAAGCAAUGACAUUUGUUAUUGCCGAUCCAACAAUGGAGAAGUUAAGAUGGCUGCUAGAGACACAUCCAAUUCACAAUGCACCAUCCAAUAUUUAUCUCUACCAGAGAGUGCUAAUGUUACUAGUGGAAAUGGAACAUCCUACCAAUCAAUCACCGAUAUUCAAGCAACAUUGUGUAAAGAUACUCUCGCUCUUACCAAAGUCAAUGGUUGACGAAUGGAAUAUUGAACUCUCAACAGUUCUAAAUAAGUAUGACCCUGAGUGGAUUGGCCAAUAUCUAGUGGAACACUUGAACCAAGUGGAAUCUACUUCCAUCGAUGACUAUGCCAGUUUAGCAAGAUUACUAAGAUUCAUUCCUAAGCAAUCGGAACAACUAGCUAGUUUUAAAUCAAUGAUUCUCAGUAGCAUUACAUUGGAUUCGCUAUUACUUGUUGGUUCGAUUGUUAAAGAGAAUCCAACAUUCUUCCAACUCGGUGAAAUAUUCUCUGUUGAUAAUAUAAAGACAAUCAAUAAUAUAUUCACCAACUAUAUUUCACAACAACCAGAGGAAUUACAAAAGAUAGCGAUUGAAUCGAAUGAUGGUGACAAUCAACUACAGUAUCAAUUCAAAAAGAUGGAGAUGUUGGUUGAUUUCAUUGCAAGACAACGUAGCUCAUUCAGUGAACUCGCACAAUCUUGUAAGGAUAUAUUACAAGAUGCUAACAACACCACUGGCAAUGCUCAAUCAAAGAGAUCAUUCGAUAUUCGUCAAAUCAGUUUGAUGCUUUUAAUUUGGCAACGUUGUCAUGCACCAGAGAGUAACAAGGAGAUAUCUAGAAGUUUCCUAUUGCAACUACUUCAACUUAGAGUGGAGAGAGGUGCAGGUUCAACUCUGACUCUUCCGAAACUAUUGGAAUAUCGUUGGCUUUGUAUUUUAGAGUUGCUGCAGGUGUCGGUCGACUGUGACGACGCUUCCGACAAAGAGGAGAUCGAAGAGAUUGAAACCAUAUGUCAGUUGGUCUUUGAAUAUGCAUUGGAUACACUUGAUAAUGCUACUCCAAACUCGUUGGCAUCGAUCUACGAUACAUUGCUACUGACUGUUGUACGUGGCAAUAUAGUUGUAACACCGGAACAAGCCGGUGACUUUGAACGUCUAGAACUUCCUGUUCUGACAAACGACGAAGAAAUGACUAGACUAUUCCAAUUGGCAUAUAGAGCAUUUUCAGAUUGCUCCAGAAAGUCUAUAGUUGUCGUUUCAUCGUUUAUCAACUUGCUAUUCCAUCCACUCUAUUUCCAUUGUCCAACGACCAUUCCACUUGUCAAAGAGUUCCUUGGAAAGACACUCACCGAAUGGGGUGAAUCCGCCAGAAUCAGUUGUGCACUUCUCAGUCAUUGCUGUGCGAUUUGGUCAACUCAUUUGGAAACACUUGAUACAUUCUUGGAUGAUAUUAUCAAUCUUUGUUUAUUAACAACUGAAGAUACAGACCAACAAUUGAUGGUAGUUGAAUCAUUACCGACUACUACUACUGACACCAAUGAUCAACAACAACAACAUAGCUACAAAAUGGCAAGUAACCAUGGUUAUAUUGUAAGAUGGUUCGUUAGUCAGUUGAAUCAAACAUCCCAACAGAACGAUAGUGCCGUCAGAUUCGUUCAGAGAUUGAUGUUGUCGUUGCUCGAGUUGAACAUUCAAGGUGAAUUGUCACAACGUGAGUACUCACAACAAAGCAAGACCAACAAACAAAAGUGUAGAUUGUGGCGUACUCUCUGUUCUUUGACUCAUGUCGAUAGGGUUUACUCUAGCGACCCGAUCUCGAUCGCACAUAUCGGUGUUGUCACCGAGAUGAUGUGGCGUAUCCUCGAAGUCAAGAAUCAUCCCAACGUCAGAUAUCUCAUUCAGCUCUUCAUUGUCAACAUUCUCAUUAGAACAGGCUCACCUACCACCGUAACACAACUGCUAGUUACCAAACUCAACCACUCCAACUAUGACUAUCAAAUAGCAGCAUCUAUCAUUAUCAUCUCCACCUCCUACCUCUACCAUCUACUCAACCAAGAACAUCCAAACGCCGAAAUGAUAGCACUACUAUUCAAAUCUAUCAUUCCAUGGUCAACUGAUUUCCAUCAUGCAGUACGUACUUGUACACAACUAGCAAUUCAUACAAUCAUUUCAAGAAAAUAUAAAAUCUUGGAACAAUUGAAUCAAAAUGAAAUAUUACAAUCUAUGUAUCAUUAUUUGGAUAAUAAUAAUCUACAGAAACGUUUGAGAGAGAAACAAUCGUUGUUUAUUCAAAACGAUGAUCCAAUCAAACAGUCAUUACCCUCGAAUAUAUUCACAGCAAACGAUGUUACCAGUGUUAUUGCUCAGGAUGACAAUGAAGAGGAUACUGGUGCAUCGGGUUCAUCCACUGAAAACAAAGAGGAUGAAGACGACGGAUCUCAAGGUUUGGCACUCGACGAAUCAGUUAUACCAAUGUCAUUAUUAGACGUUGCCAAACGACUCAUUAAAGAUUUCCAAUCACAAUUUCAAUCUAGAUUACAUCAACAACAAUCAUCAACAACAACAACAACUUCUAAUACAACACAACAAGAUGGUGCAGAUAUUGUUUCAAAGAGUGACGAUAUUGAAAUUGAGGAUUUCCAAAAGAGAAUCAUUCCAUGGGAACAAUCAAUGGCAUCAUUAGAAGAAUUAGUAGAUAACAACAACAACAACAAUAGUAGUAGUAAUUCAACUAAUAACAAUAAUAAUAUACGUCCACCAAGACAACAAAUGAUUAUUGUUGGUACAUUCAUAGAGAAUACACCGAACGUUGCUGGUCUUAUUAGAACUAGUGAGAUCUUCAAUGCCGAAGAAGUUGCUAUUCCAAAUAUCAAGUUGUUGAAUGAUCCUCAGUUCCAACGUGUGAGUGUUGCCGCUGACAAAUGGGUACCAAUCACCGAGGUCAAUCGUCAGAACCUGACAAGCUACCUGAAAGCAAAGAAAGCCAAAGGUUACUCUAUUCUCGGUGUCGAACAGACCAGCCAGAGUAAGAAUCUAGCAACCUUCCAAUUCCCACAGAAAUGUCUAUUACUUUUAGGUCAAGAACAAAAUGGUAUACCAGCUGAAUACUUGGAAUUAGUUGAUUAUUGUAUUGAAAUUCCACAAUUUGGAGUAACAAGAUCUCUAAAUGUACAUGUUAGUGCAUCCAUAGUUAUUUGGGAGUAUUCACAACAACAAUUGAACUCUAAACAAUAA
Heterostelium album PN500 is the source of this 4881-nucleotide messenger RNA. Its product is annotated as TrmH family RNA methyltransferase. Gene Ontology annotation, molecular function: RNA binding; tRNA (guanine) methyltransferase activity. Gene Ontology annotation, biological process: tRNA methylation. The coding region runs from base 1 to 4881 and encodes 1626 amino acids. The transcript is spliced from 3 exons. Lineage: Eukaryota; Evosea; Eumycetozoa; Acytosteliales; Acytosteliaceae. The record is from RefSeq and is a predicted model, not a curated record.